This is a messenger RNA of Aureobasidium uvarum, 1071 nucleotides long. The record is from the annotation of a GenBank genome assembly. NCBI's taxonomy places the organism in Eukaryota, Fungi, Ascomycota, Dothideomycetes, Dothideales, Saccotheciaceae.
AUGCUCGACACACAAUACCCAGACGUCGACAAAUCAUCGUUCUAUCCACCGAUGGCACAACUAUCAACAGAAAUCCUAAGGACGAUAUUCAUCCUCAUUCGCGAGGAGCAAGGCCUUCGCGCGCUGAUAGACCUGUCUUCGGUGUGCAGGGCUUGGCGAGACGUUGCUCAACCGGUGCUAUGGUCCCAUGUUGUCUUGACCAACGAUACACUGGAAGCCUUCGUCGACAAUUAUAAGGAUGCAUCCGAAAGACUGGAGACUGUGAGAAGUGUGACUUUCCAAGUCGAGGUUAUAACAUUGACCCUCCCUCAUUUCGACCCCGAUGCGUUCGCAUUGUAUAGGCUGCAUGGCUUCCCGCAGAAUCAGACUCUACUGAAAGCAAUCGAUCGCUUCAGCACUCUGAUCUUACCCAAGCUUACAUCUCUGGACUUUCUCUCGCUCUUCGUUGACGACCCUCCGAUUAUUCCAUUUCAGGAACGCCAUAGAGUUGAGAAUGCUGGAGUCCAGCUGCGCAUAGGGUUCAGACUGCAGACCGAAGUCCUAGGCUUUCUGUUGAGGAAUCUUCCUGCAUCGUGCACCAGUCUCGAGCUUGACACUGGCAGCACUGAUUGGUCACCUGGGGACGAGUCACAUCACCUUUGUUCCGACAUCUGCAUUUGCCUCAUUCCUCGCGACAAGACCUAUCCCAUGCCGCUAAAUCUUAUCACUGCUGGUGUAUCGGGUCUAUAUGACAAGUUCGACAACUGUGUCAUAGGAGAUCGGAAGGAUUUACGUCGACAUGCCGAGCACACGGUGUGGGAUGAGACAGUAUACGGAGCCAGGAUGCCUUUUGGCGUCAAGAUGGCGCGAGCUGGUGCGACUCCAAAACCUUCAGCCCUCUUGACCAGGAGAGAAUGGAGACGGAGAUCAAAGAAAGCAAUGCUCUCGUGGCGCAAGGAGGAGGGGAGGACAGGUGUGAAGAUCAGACGUGUGAUUCCCUUGGAUAGCAUUGACAUCAAGUAUGACUACUCGCUCAUGUCUCUUCUACCGGCGCGUGGGGACAGUAUAACGAGCGAUGGUCGCGUAGGCUAG